Molecule: messenger RNA, 402 nt
Organism: Periconia digitata
Lineage: Eukaryota; Fungi; Ascomycota; Dothideomycetes; Pleosporales; Periconiaceae
Source: the annotation of a GenBank genome assembly
GUUCAUCGUCGCUGCACCAUCCCAGCUCCCAACCCUAAAAUAGAUCGUUUGGCGAGCGAGCUCGCUAAGAAUAUAGCCGACGACCCUUUCUUUGACAACAUCCUGGAUAAGAAAAGGUUCCCCCUGAAAGAAGCGGGUACCGCGUUCAGUACUACCCGAGCUACGAUGGAAACAGCUAAAACACAAACGAACAAAGAAAUCUGCUGCGCGUCCGAGCGGGACUUGGAAAACCGUCUUUGCCUACUAUGGUACGAUUUAACUUUUUACUGCCUAUCAUCAUAUCCCACUUUUCCCACCAUGUUGGAAUACCCAGUCGUUCGAGACCUGAUCUUUCUCAGCCUUUUUUUUUUCAUCUACCAUUUCGAAUAUACAUGUAUACGCCUCAAUCUCUGCCUACUAUAG